AUGCCCUUCGUUGGAGAAGACGCCCACGCAGGACGUAAGCGACGAUGGAGCGACGACAAUGAGCAGCCCAUCUUGUCUCUAUACCCUUCAGAGGAGACCAAGGACUAUUAUAUCCUCGACCAACGGCCGGACUCAGCCUUACGAAAGGUCCUCCCAGGUUCGAAGCGAACCCGUAUUGCCGGCGACGAUAUUCACGUUACAGACGGUCUCAACGCUUCCAGUUUCUCUUUCAAUACCCCUCACCGCCGACGGCGCUCAUCGCAACUUAAGAUGCUGCCGGUGCAGCCCGCCUUUGCCAUAUCUCGAGUGACAGGCUCGCUGCUUGUUCCCUGUAACAUCUGCCACCGCAAACCAACCAAGAAAUCUGAUCUAGACUCCUUCGCCAAUUGUGAGGGCUGUGGUGAGCGCACUUGCUUCAUUUGUAUUAGAGAAUGCCAUGGCUGGAAUCUGGGUGGUGGCUCUGGUGUCUCGGAGCAAGAAGUACUUUCAAGGUCGUUCCACAUGGAUGAUGUUGAUGAUAGACAGCAACAAGAACAUAACGAUACGAAGAACGGAAAACGGCAAACGGACAAAGGAUGGAAGGCUGUUGGCCACCAGGCUGUUGUUUGCAGUCGGUGCAGCAUUGAGUGUGGAGCAGAAGGAGACGUCGCAUGCUUGGGCUGCUUCUCCCGGAUGGAAGGAUCAUGA
This is a messenger RNA of Fusarium subglutinans, 687 nucleotides long. RefSeq lists its product as uncharacterized. Bases 1 to 687 code for a protein of 228 amino acids. The transcript has a single exon. NCBI's taxonomy places the organism in Eukaryota, Fungi, Ascomycota, Sordariomycetes, Hypocreales, Nectriaceae. The record is from RefSeq and is a predicted model, not a curated record.